AUAAAUAUGUAUCCAGAUCAUUCUUCUAGGGAUUCUCAAUUCUUGAACAAAAUCAUCAUGGAAUCAGCGAAUUUUAAUCAGCAUCAUGAUCAGCCGUUACAGCAACAGGAGCAUCAGCAGCAGCAGCAACAGCUUAUCUAUCCUGCUUUUUCAUCGUCGACCUCUUCCUCAGCUACACUAGUCUCAACCGUGAAUGGUCAGUGGAACCCCAGCAUGGUCUUGGAAGGAGAUGACUUCAGCAGAUACAUGAAUGAAAUCCUUCCAAAUUCGAGGGACUACUUUUGGCCAAAGAGUAUCAACUCAGUCCCUUCUGUCAAAAAAUCGCUACUCGAAGUUGAUCAUGAAGAUUCUAAUUGUCGUGAUUUUAGAAGCUAUCUGCAUCAUCCAUUGCCCAGUAAGGGUGGCAUUAAUCCAGGACUUUUCCUCAAAUCGGAUGACAUGAAUGGGAGCAUAUUAAAGAACAGCUACAUAAAAAAUGGGCAGCAAGAUGUGUCAAUAGACCUAAACGAGAAUCUUUGGAUUGGUUCCUUCUCCCACAGCCACAUCAACCAGAAGCUUUCAACUAAUGAAUCCUACUCAAAUGGGGAUGAUUUUGCUAGUUUUGUAGGUCUACCACCAUCUCCUCCAAAUUUUAUGUCCAGCGGUACUUCAGAAAGCACAGAUCAGCAUCAACUUUAUGCCUCUACUUCUUUACUUCCCACUUCACAAAGCUUGCCUUUGGCCACGGAGAUCCUGAAUUGCAGAAACUUUGAUGAGGGUCGUCGUACUCAUGAAUCCUUCGAAGAAAGAAUGUCUUCGGAUUAUUGUCACCUCCGACAAUCAAGUGAUAGUCCAUCAAACAGCUCCAACAAAACAUCAACCUUCAGGAAAGAAGUUUCAAGACCGAAAACCCAAAAACCAACGCCAUCCCUUGCAAUGGCCAAGAAACCUCGAGUACUGGCACCGCAAUCUUCAUGUGCAACCCUUAAGGUCCGAAAGGAAAAAUUGGGAGACAGAAUUGCAGCUCUUCACAGAUUGGUCUCGCCUUUCGGCAAGACGGAUACAGCCUCAGUUUUGACGGAAGCCAUUGGGUACAUUCAGUUCCUCCGAGACCAAAUCCAGACAUUGAGUAUGGCGUAUUUGAAAUCAUCUCGCAGCAGCAAGUCCUGUCGAGCAACUCGUGGACAGGAGGUUUUGAGCAUGAAAGAAGACGAGGAUGAAGAAGAGCGGGCAAUGCAUGAUCUGAGAAGUAGAGGGCUGUGUCUGGUACCCCUUGCUUUCACGUCAUACGUAUGUUGCUCUUACAAUGGGAGUAUCUGAUCCCCAAAGGGCUGCUACCAUGUUUUAACUCCGCCAAAAAAGAUAAACAACAAUAACACUGCUGUCCGCUGAUAUACUGCUGAAAAUUAGUCCUCAUUAUAUAUAUAUAUAUAUCUGAUUGUAAAAGUGAUUUUAAUUACAAGAACAUGGGGGCAACUCAUAUGCUUUUUUCACAAGGAUGGGGAUUUCUGAAAGGUGGCAUGCAUCCGUUUCUCAUUAUUUGGUUGAAAGGAAUGAAGCUCUUGUCGGUCGGGUAUAGAUUGAUGUCGCGUCCUGAAAUGGAAAGGCACCUUCCCUCGUCUGUUUUUUUGCUGGGUGAUUUGUUUGUUAUAAGACAACAAGGUACAGUUUUGUUGUAUUCUCUUUUAGGCACCUUCCCUUGUCUUUUAAGUUUUGUUGUAUUUUACGGAUAACUAUUAUGAUCA
Messenger RNA from Coffea eugenioides, 1724 nucleotides. RefSeq names its product transcription factor bHLH110-like. The transcript is spliced from 7 exons. Bases 7 to 1299 code for a protein of 430 amino acids. Gene Ontology annotation, cellular component: nucleus. Lineage: Eukaryota; Viridiplantae; Streptophyta; Magnoliopsida; Gentianales; Rubiaceae. Gene Ontology annotation, biological process: regulation of transcription by RNA polymerase II. The record is from RefSeq and is a predicted model, not a curated record. Gene Ontology annotation, molecular function: RNA polymerase II cis-regulatory region sequence-specific DNA binding; protein dimerization activity; DNA-binding transcription factor activity, RNA polymerase II-specific.